AUGGAUGAGGCACCUGUAAGAAAAUUGCGAUCCCUUGAAGAUGUUUAUAAUAGAUGUCAAAUGGUCUUAUCUGAACCCAGCUCAUUUGAUAAAGCCUCAUUACCUAAUGGGUGGAUGAAAGCCAUAAAAGUAGAGCUAGAUAUGAUCGAGAAGAAUAAAACUCGGUCCCUUAUAGAUAGACCAAGCCAUUGUAAAGUUAUUGGGGUCAAGUGGCUUUACAAAAACAAAUUGAAUUCAGGUGGGACUCUUAAUAAACACAAACCCAAACUCAUGGUGAUGGGGUUUUCACAACAAGCUAGUAUAGACUACCAAGAGACUUCCACUACUGUUGCAAGAAUCGACACCAUCAGGUUGCUUGUUGCCUUAUCUGUAGCUAUUGGAUUCAAACUCUUCCAUGUGGAUGUGAAAUCUGCUUUCCUUAAUGGAAAGCUUGAGGAAGAGAUAUAUAUUGAACAGUCGCCUAAGUUUGUGCUUGAACUAGAAAGGAUAAAGUUAAUAAACUCCACAAGGCACUAUACAGGUUGA
This is a messenger RNA of Theobroma umbraticum, 525 nucleotides long. NCBI's taxonomy places the organism in Eukaryota, Viridiplantae, Streptophyta, Magnoliopsida, Malvales, Malvaceae. The record is from RefSeq and is a predicted model, not a curated record.